Molecule: messenger RNA, 2378 nt
Organism: Daphnia carinata
Lineage: Eukaryota; Metazoa; Arthropoda; Branchiopoda; Diplostraca; Daphniidae
Product: L-threonine ammonia-lyase-like
Exons: 9
Coding region: 126-2027 (633 amino acids)
Biological process (GO): L-threonine catabolic process; L-serine catabolic process
Molecular function (GO): threonine deaminase activity; L-serine ammonia-lyase activity
Source: RefSeq, a predicted model, not a curated record
CAGUCGGGGUCGAACAUUUGUCAGUUGAAAAAAAAAAAAAAAAAAUUGAAAGUUAGUCCAUUUCAUUGUUGUUGUUGAAAUUUUUUGGGGUUGUCGUCUCGGGGACUAAGAAGCGUGACGCGAAAAUGAGCAGCCACAUGUCGAGCAAGGAUCGGCGUCAGUAUUUCGUCUCACACGUGACCACCUCUCAUAAGAGCGUGGACUUUGCAGAUUACGACUCGUCGGCAACAAUAAUAGACGGUCAGGUGGCCAACGAACGUGGAUCGACGCCAAGUACGUCACCAACGUGUGACGCUGACUCGCUUCCCUCGUCGGCGGCCAUCAACGGCCGCGAUCCCAUCGCAGCCGCGUCUCAGUCUCCUUUCUGCGCAGCACAGAAGGUCGAAACGAAAUCUCCUGCCGCUCUCAAAUCCAUCAUCAAAUAUCCGCAACAGACGACCGUCGUUCAGCCUCAACGCGAGCCCGUUCAACAUCAGCAAUCGAUCGAAUUCGAAUUGAUUCAACCUGCGACGCGUACCCAACUCGAUUGUGAACUCGUCUUCACCAGUGAACGCAUCAGCCAGCAGCCGGAAGAGGAACCGCCAAAGCCGCCGACCGUCAUCUCCACGGCCAACAUCAACAUGUCGAACAACGAAGGCAGCGCCAAUCAACAACCGCCCGCCAUUUCGGUUAACGGCAACGAGGUGGCCGUUAACGGAUCGGAUCCGUCGGAUCUGUUCGACCCGUGGUGCGACCCCAAUCGGCCACGGAUCGUCCAAUUCCAAGACAUUAGCGCGGCGGCUUUUAAAAUCAAGAGCGGCAUUAUGGUGACGCCGUGCACCCGCUCCCAUUUGUCCAACCUGACUGGAACUCAAAUCUUUUUCAAGAAAGAUUUCCUCCAAUACACUGGCAGCUUUAAGGAAAGAGGAGCCCGUUACACGUUACUGAUGCUGCCAGAAGCCAAUCAGAAACAAGGAGUGUGUACCGCAUCGGCCGGUAAUCACGCUCUGGCUCUUUCUUAUCACGGCCAAGAAUUAGGUAUUCCAGUAACGGUCGUCAUGCCUAUCGUAGCGCCCAUAAUGAAAGUCCAAUCAUGUCGUCAAUUUGGCGCCAACAUCAUCAUUCACGGCCGUGAUAUUGGCGAGUCACGCGAGUACGCCAUGCGCCUGGCCAAGGAAAAGGGCCUAACGUACAUUAAUGGCUACGACCACCCGCACAUUAUCGCUGGCCAAGGGACCAUGGGACUGGAAAUCGUCGAACAGGUGAAGAACGUUGACGCUGUCGUGGUACCUGUGGGAGGAGGCGGACUCAUAGCCGGAGUGGCCCUGGCCGUCAAAUCCCUCUACCCACACAUUCAAGUCAUCGGUGUCGAGUCGGAGCGUUGCGCCAGCUUCAGCAGUGCGCUUAAAGUCGGCCAGCCUAUUUACACCAAAGCCGAUUCGACGCUAGCCGACGGUCUGGCCGUCCCUAAAGUCGGUAUCAACUCACUGGCAACGGCCGCUCCGCUUGUCGACAAGUGUGUCGUCGUCAAGGAAGAAUACAUCGCUAUGGCUAUCUUGAGGUUGGUGGAGAUUGAAAAAGCCGUUGUGGAAGGAGCGGGAGCCUGCGGACUGGCGGCUAUUCUGGCGGGUCUUUUGCCCGAAUUAAAAGGCAAACGAGUUGUCAUUCCCUUGUGCGGUGGCAAUAUCGAUACGACCGUCUUGGGUCGUUGUCUCGAGCGCGGUCUGGCCGUCGAUGGCCGUUUGGUCAAGUUCAGCGUAACCGUCUCUGACCGUCCAGGCGGAAUUGCAGAACUCUGUCGCUUGAUGGCAAACUUGGGCGUUUCCAUUAAAGAUAUUUUACACGAACGCGCUUGGCUCAAGAGCGACAUCUUUAGCGUCGAGGUCCGAGUGAUGUGCGAAACGAGGGAUGUGGAACACGCUGUCGAAUUGGAACGGGCGUUGAAGGAGCACUACAACAACGUCCACUUUGGAAAAAUGGCCGAUGCUCUGGGCGGCAGUGGACUGACCGUCGACGAGGUCAUGGAUUCACGUUCCCCAUUGAUCUGAGAGAUACAAUCUCAAUUUCUCAAUCUACCCUACACUUCAAAGAGAGAUAUGCACAAAAAGAGGCCUAGAUUCGUUCGAUUUACAAAAAAAAAAAAAACGGGCAUGUUUUCUCGUUGUUUCCUCGUCUUAGUUUUCGCUUAAAUUUACUGGUUGUUGAUGGGUGAAUGAUUGAUCACGGCGGUGAUAUCUAUACACAUGUCAAUUAAAAAGAAAUGCGUGCUAGAAAAAUAUUGAGCCUACCUUUGAGGUGGACGUGACUCGAUUUAUCCCGAUCCAGCAAAAUGUAGGUCGAGGCUAUAUUUCACGACGCACUGCAAGUAUGGAUAGAAAAAUAAAAAAUUUGAAAUUCAA